AUGGGAGGCAGAGAGGAGGUAGUGAUGAGCAUGCCGUUUCAAAGAGCCAGACUUAACCGCUUGAGACUCCGUCCAGGUCCAACCAACAUCCGCAGACUCAAGCCUGCAUCCCUCAAGAAGAAGAGCAGAGAUCCCAGCCCCACCGAGAUGAGCGUGGAGCCAUGGCCAAGCCCUCCGGACCAGGCAGCCGCUGAGAAAAACCAGGGCACUCUCCACAGCACGGCCUCUUCCUCAUCCUCUGAGGACCUCCUGGACCAACGCCCCGAUAAACUCUGCUUGGACGCCUUCUGGACCGAGGUGGAGACCAUUAGACAGGGCAGCAGCGAAGCGGACAUUGACUGCACAAGGAGAGACUCCAGACAGUCCGAAGACGGUGAGCAGGAAGAGCAGUGGUUGGCCGACGCUGGCUUGUCCACUCUGAUCAGUGAAGACAGCGAGGAGGGUGAGGAUGUGGACAAGGCCGCGCUGUUGUCCACCCUGACCAGGACCCAAGCCGAGGCCGUGCAGCGUCGAAUAGAUUCCUACACUCUGUCACUGCGCAAAAGGAACAAGCCCCCGCCCCGGGACGUGCGGGACAUCUUCAACACCCCCUUAUCCCAGUCUCUUCGGCCUGAGUCUAAACGCUCUGACGACAUGGCAUCUGUCAACAAAUCUCCCCGUGCAGCUAUGACUUUAGACCAGCGCGGAGGACCAAAGGAUGAGAUUUUUAUCACCGAUGUGGCUUACUGUGAACAAGCAGUCAUCCUAAUCAAACAGGCCAAGCUCCCACAGACGGCCUAUCAGCGGCGAAAAGAGGACGGAACACUGCCUAGAGUGGUCUGCCCCAAGUGCCGGCUCGGAGUGACACGGAUCCAGGACUUGUCCCAGACCGACAUGAAGAAAGUGAGGCAGUUGGCUCUUAUCGACAUGACGGCACUGAGCGACCUGUUAGAGCUGGAGGUCAAGAGGAACAAAAGUGGGAGGAGAAAAAAUACAGAGAGCACUCUUUUUGGACUUCCGUUGGCGACGCUGCUGGAGAAUGACCAGAAAGUGAAGCCACACACCUCCAUUCCUCUGUUUAUGCAGGCACUGCUGUCGUUUCUGGAGAAAGAAGGCUUGGACUCAGAGGGGAUUCUGCGAGUCCCUGGCUCUCAAUCCAGAAUAAAGAGCCUUCAGCAGAGUCUGGAGAGCACUUUUUACUCGGGUCAGUUCAGUUGGGAUGAAGUGAGCGCCAACGACGCCGCCGCCCUCCUGAAAAAGUUUAUCCGUGAACUUCCUGCUCCACUGCUCACACCGGAGUACCUCAACACAUUCAGCGCUGUUAGAGACAUCGCAGACCUGAAACAGAAGCUCCACAUGCUGAACUUACUGGUGCUGCUGCUGCCUGAACCCAAUAGGAACACGCUGAAGGCUCUGCUGGAGUUCCUGUGCAAAGUGGUAUCGAGGGAAAAGAAGAACCGGAUGAACCUUUGGGCUGUAGCCACCAUCAUGGCUCCAAACCUCUUCCUCCACAAAGCGGUGCCCAGUAAACUGACCGAGGGCUCGGAGAAGGGCCAGGCUGAGAAGGCGGCCGAUGUGAUGCGGCUGCUGAUCCGGUACCAGGACCUGCUCUGGACGGUCCCAAACUUCCUCUUGAGCCAGGUGCGCAGGCUGAACGAGAACACCAGCCGUCGAUACCAGUUUUACGACCGGCGCAUCAAGAACCUGCUGCGGAAGAUCCACACGGACAGCCGCGAGAAACCAGAGAAGAACGUGCCUGAGAUGUGCCGCACGGUGAAGAUCCAGGUCGGAGACACACAGACCAGCUCCAUGGAAAUUCAUCUCAACAUAAACUCUCGGAGCUCUGACAUCUUGACUCAGUUUCAGCGCCAGUGUCUCCGCAGCCCUGAAAACGGAAAGGGGAAAAUGAGAAGAAAUGGUUCAGUGGCCUAUCCUGACUGCGCGCUGUACGAAGUGGGAGGUAACAUCGGAGAGCACUGCCUGGAUCCGGACACCCACCUCCAGGACCUUUACAACAGUAACCCGGGCGGGGAGUGGGUCAUACGACUGAAGCCCAAACUCGGAGGCUGGGAGCUGACUCGAAUCAUUACUUCCAACAUUGAACCUGCUGCAGAGAAAAGCAAUCGUGGCAGCCAUUACGGAGCAGAUGGGGCCGAGUGGAGCACCUCUGGGCGAAAAAAGACGAGUUCCACCCCCACCAGGCCUCGCUCCGCUCCACAAACCACACAGCGCCAUGUGUUCGCCUCCUACGCACUUUGCUUUCAGAAACUAGACUCUCCACGUCAGGGCGAGUGGUGCGGGAGGGACGUCAUGAACCGAUAG
This is a messenger RNA of Knipowitschia caucasica, 2301 nucleotides long. NCBI's taxonomy places the organism in Eukaryota, Metazoa, Chordata, Actinopteri, Gobiiformes, Gobiidae. The record is from the annotation of a GenBank genome assembly.